CUCUUUUGUUUUUCUAGUAAGGCAACUUCUCAGUUUAUCUAAAAACUACCUCGCUUUCCCCAACUUAAUAACUUCUUUAAACCCAUCACUAGGCCACACCAAUGCUAGGGAAGAAAUAUAGUGGACUGAAGCGAUUUCCAAUAUAUUACUGGCUCUUAAUUAACCAAUUCCUGGUGCCCUACUAUUAACUAACCCCCCUAUUCUAUAUUCAUUGUUUAUUAUGUCUUUGGAAUUGGAAAAGAGAGCUUCGGAUUAAAUGACUUUAAGCUCGAUCUCCUGCCCAUUGUAGAUCUUUAUUGUCUAUCCCCACGGAAUAGAUACAAUUAUACAAAUACACAACAUUUAGUGUGGUUGAUUCAAUCGAUUAUAUCAACGCCUUGUUAUCUAUUUUAUAUGUGUUUAAUUCAGUUGAAAAGAAUCAACUGGGAAAUGGGUAAGUCGGAUUUAUUUUCCAUAAGGUACAACUAAUUUCACCGUUUGUCUUAUUCACCUCAUUCAAUAGUUGUAAAUUUGGUCGUUACAACAGAAUUAUAGUCGCCUAAUCAUUAUAUAAAUAUAUCACCUAACAAUAUCAUAAUUUUCAACGACAUUAGUAAUUGUAAUAAUGACAUGGUUCCAGUUUUAAGAAUCGAGAAUAAAAACAAAAACAAGAUUUUUAACUACAUAUUGUCACAAUGGAGAAAAGUAAGAAAGAAAGAUCAUUUCCUUGCAAUGUAUGUGGGAAGAACUUUGCACAGAAUGGUUAUUUAAAAGUGCACAUGAGAAUCCACACUGGAGAGAAACCGUACAAAUGUGAGGUAUGUGAAAAAGCCUUCACAAAGAGCAGUGACUUAAUAACACACACUCGAAUUCACACAGGUGAGAAACCAUACCAGUGCAUUACCUGUGGUGAAACCUUCACACAAAAUGGCAACCUACAGAGACAUAUCCGAACACACACGGGGGAGAAGUUGUUUCAUUGCGACAUAUGUCAGCGGUCCUUCUGUGACAACAAGUACCUACAGCUCCACAGGAGAUCUCACACUGAUCCUGUCUUACGUUGCGAGAUCUGCCAUAAGAAACUCAAAACCAUUGAAACAAUGAAGAAUCACAUGCAGAUUCACACUGGCGAAAAAUCCUAUCAUUGCGAAUAUUGUGACAAGUCGUUUUGGUGUAUUGCCAGUUUCCAAAAGCAUUCUAAGAUCCACAAUGAAGACAAUCCAUACCGAUGUGAGACUUGUGGUCAUGUGUUCUCAUCCGAUAAAUCUUUGCAAAGCCAUAUUCGUGUACACACAGGAGAGCGGCCCUUCCGUUGUGAUCCUUGCGACAAGUAUUUCACGACAGAAAGCAGACUACGAAAACACAACCGAACCCACACCAGCGAAUGGCCUUAUAUGUGCUUAAUCUGCAACACGGAAUUCACAGAGAAAGCUGAUAUUAAAGAGCACUUGACAACACAUUCCGAGAUAAAAGAGUUUGAAUGCCAGGUGUGUGGUGCUCGAUUUGCUUGGAGAGAUCAGUUGAAACUUCACAUUCGGACUCACACAGGUGAAAAGCCAUUUCCCUGCAAAAUCUGUGGCAGAUCAUUUGCCCGAAAAGCAAUUUUAAGUAACCACCUUAUGACUCACACAGGUGAAAAACCCUUCUCUUGUUGGCUAUGUUCAAAGGCUUUCUCUCGGAAUAGCAUGUUAAAACAACACAUGAAGACACAUACAGAGGAAGAUCUUAAAAAUUGCUAAAACAAACUUCCAAAGCGCCACCAUAACUUAACAUUAAAAAAAGUACUAAAAGAUAGCAUUCCCUCCAAACCUGAAACCUAACUUUCAGAUUUGUUUUCUAAUCAAACCACAAGGUCCUUUUAUGAGAGCAAUGUUAAGUAACAGUAUUGCUGCAAAAUUAAAGUGUAAAAUUAAAUGCUAUAAUGUUUAGUCUUAGUUGGCUGAGUACAGCCAACCUGAUAACAGCAACACUGUACAUGUUUACUCUCUCAUGUAAGCCUUAAUGCAUUUCAUCUACCUUAUUUCAUUUAAAUUUGCCACAAGGGCAGUAAUGCAUUUUAUCUACCUGCUCUACAAUGUUUGAUUUAAAAAAAAAGGUAUAUUUAUAAUGUAUUAUCUUAAAGUGGAACAAAAGUUUGUUGCGUCUCCAUUUUUAAUAGUCUAGAAAGUUCUGUCAAAGACGAACAGCAAUGAAGUGAUUGAUAGCUUUAUUUCUCACGAAAGCACCGACAAAAAACGUCAUUACAAAAGACACGAAAGAUUUACAAAGAUGCUUUUUAAUGAUGACAUUGAUAUCGUUAUCAUCGUUGUUUUAACAUCCACAUUUUCAUGCUUGGAUGGGUCUGAUGAAAUUCAUUGAAGCAGACUUACUACACUUAGAUACCCUUGGCUGAUGCCAACCUUUACCUAUUUCCAAGCAAGGUAAUAUUUCCCCCAUGACCUGGCAUGUUUUCCAUGGAAGACUAGAGACAACAUAAUUUGUAUGAUGACGAUGCUUGUUUCCAACCAUUAUGUGAUGUCAAGACAAUAUAAAACACACAUAUACAUGACAACCUUCUUUUUAAUUUCCAUUUACCAAAUUAACUCGCACAAGGCUAUAGUAGACGAUAUGUCCCCAAAGCGCUGUGCAGUGGGACUGAACCUGAAACCACAUGGUUGGGAAGCGAGCUUUUUAAUCACACAGCCAUACUCCUCUGUUGUUAACAGUCAUUAUGAAAAUGGUGUUUUACAUAGGCACAAACCCAGCAAAUUUUCUGGGGUGGUACAGUCAAUCAAGUAUUUAACUCUUGUUUUAUUAGAAUGAUAAGCAAAGUUGACUUCAGUGGGAUUCGAACUCAGAAGAAAAAAAGAUUGUUAUUUAAUACUGCAAAUGUAUUUUGUCUGCCACUAAUAAUUCUGCCAAUACUCAUGACUUUUUUUUUUUCACAAAUACGAGAAGACUACAAAUUUUUGUGGCGGGGAUGUUGUCGGUUUAAACGACUGUAGUACUUGACUCUCAUACAUAUAUUAUCAACCUCAGAAGAUGUAGAGUAAUCCAGGGGUUUGAACUCAAACCGCUAACGAACAUUAUCUAAAAUACCUCAGAAAAUUUUAUCCAGCAUUCUAUUGAAUCUGCCAUCUACUUCUCCACUGAUAAUAAUAAUAAUAAUAUCCUUAAUUU
Messenger RNA from Octopus bimaculoides (California two-spot octopus), 3138 nucleotides. RefSeq lists its product as uncharacterized. Gene Ontology annotation, molecular function: DNA-binding transcription factor activity, RNA polymerase II-specific; RNA polymerase II transcription regulatory region sequence-specific DNA binding. The record is from RefSeq and is a predicted model, not a curated record. Gene Ontology annotation, biological process: regulation of transcription by RNA polymerase II. Gene Ontology annotation, cellular component: nucleus. NCBI's taxonomy places the organism in Eukaryota, Metazoa, Mollusca, Cephalopoda, Octopoda, Octopodidae.